Molecule: messenger RNA, 1738 nt
Organism: Oldenlandia corymbosa var. corymbosa
Lineage: Eukaryota; Viridiplantae; Streptophyta; Magnoliopsida; Gentianales; Rubiaceae
Source: the annotation of a GenBank genome assembly
GUUUAUCUCUGAAAGAACUCGACAUCAAUCCGGAUCACGAGCAGAGAGGAACUUUAUACCAAAUCCAACGGCUGAGGAAAAAAUAUACAACCCCCAAAGCCCAAAGGCCAAAAACAGAAAAGCAUAAAAAGAGAAUUAGGGUAAAAUAAAUUGUUUUUGAAAUUGCAGAGAAAAAAUCUUUUUUAGUAAAAGAAAAGAAAAAUAAAAAAAUUCCCCAAAUCCAAAAAAUCACACACACUCACACACAGUCUUUCCCACCAUGGAACCUAAUGAAAGUGGUGGACUUGGCUCUUACUUCCACCCUCAACAGCCACCGCAACCACCGUCCCCUCUCAAUCACGCGCCUCCCACUUCCUCCGUUAACGCCUCUCCCAACAAUGGAAUUCUGUCCAACGCCUCCAACCCCGCCUCCUCUGCCACCGCUCCUACUUCCUCUCCCAUGGUGUACUCCUCCCACUCCGUCCCUGCCGCGGUGUCCUCCGGCGGGUUGGUGGAGGUGAAGCGGAAGCGAGGAAGGCCCAGAAAGUAUAAUACCCCUGGCGAGGCCGCUGCCGCCAAGCGGCAAUCUUCUGCCGCCGCGAUUUCUUCGCCAAAGAAAAAGGACUUGGCUUUUAGCGGCGGCACUGGCGGUGUCGCUCCCUCUUCCUCUAAGAAAUUCCAUCCGUCCGCUCUCGGUGAUUCUGGUCAAUCUUUUACGCCUCAUAUCAUAAAUGUGGUUGCUGGAGAAGACGUGAGGCAGAAAAUUAGGAUGUUCAUGCAACAAAGCAAACGUGAGAUUUGUAUUAUCUCGGCUUCAGGUUAUGUAUCUAAUGUAACUUUGCGCCAGCCAUCUGCCUCUGGAGGCAAUGUUUCGUAUGAGGGGCAGUUUCACAUCAAUACUCUGAGUGGAUCCUAUGUGCGCACUGAGCACGGAGAACGGACUGGAGGGUUAAGUAUUUGUGUGUCUACUAGUGAUGGGCAAAUCCUUGGAGGUGGAGUUGAUGGACCUCUUAUGGCUGCAGGUCCGAUCCAGGUCGUGGUUGCAACAUUUGUUAUGGAAGUGAAAAAGGAGGUGGUAAGUGGUGCAAGAGGAGGUGAAGCCUCAGGGGGUAAGUCCCCGUCACCAAUCGGCGGGGCAUCAAAUUCAGGUGUAAGCAUGUGGCACAUUGAUUCUUCUUACCCGAGUAUUGGUGGCAGUCAGUUUAUGAUUCAGAGUCAGCCUCAGUCUCAGUCGGAGCUUGCAAGCACCUUCACCGUUGACGGAUUGGAAGGAGCAUCCCAGUCAGACUUUGCAGCAAUCUUUCCAAAAUGGCAACAUCCACGAUCACAAUCCAAAUUAGAUAAUGACACCUGAGGCACUGCUGUCUUUGCAUAUAUGUUUAGGAUGUAGAGAGAGUGUCGGAGACCCCCUUAAAUUUGUGCCCAGCAGUAGUAGUUAGUUAAAUUUUAUGAUAUUUGUACAGGUUAUAUGGAGCAUCUUGUCAAAUCUGAUUGGCUAUUGUUUUUAUUUGGGCUUUUUUUUUGUUUUUUCAGGCUUAUGAACCCUCACAUUUGUGAACUCAUUUUAACCCUUCUUCUUUGACUUUAAUUACCCAACCUUCAGGAAGGUUUUGUCUAUAUAGUUCAUCUACCAAUCUGCUUUGUGGAGUAUGUUUAGCUUUCUGUAAGACUGUAAGAUCUGCUGCAUUAGUGCUGAACAGUGAACACAGAUCAGUUUGGUAGUAUUAUUUUAACAGGAAGAAAAGAAAAAUUGGUAGCA